Molecule: messenger RNA, 2231 nt
Organism: Schistocerca gregaria
Lineage: Eukaryota; Metazoa; Arthropoda; Insecta; Orthoptera; Acrididae
Exons: 4
Coding region: 1-1341 (446 amino acids)
Source: RefSeq, a predicted model, not a curated record
AUGAGAGCAAAACCUCGCAUCUCCUCAAAGUCGGGUCUUUCAAAGGAAACCACAGACGCACGAUGGCGCAGGCUGCCGCCGCCACCGCCUCCACCGCCCCCGCCACCCCACCCACGGUGGACAGCCUGCCGGCCGAGGUCCUGCUGGAGGUGUUCUCCUACCUGCCCCUGGCGGACGUGGCCCGCGCUGCCACCGUGUGCGAGCGCUGGCGCGACCUGCUGGCGCGCCACACGGCCGUCUGGCGCCACAAGGAGUACUUCACGCGCAAGAAGUCGAGCCGGGACGAGGUGGCGUCCAUCGCGAGCAGCAUGCCGCAGCUGCACUGCGUCCACGUGCUGCGCGACAACGAGUUCGGCGUGCACAUCGCGUGGCCCGAGGCGGCUGUCAGCCUCUGCUGCGACGCCCCCCACGCCGCCCUUCGUGCGGCCGCCGCCGCGCCGCGUGCCCGGCCCCUACACGGUAGAGUUCGACACGCGGCGCCUCGUGGUGUGCGGCGCCACCUUCCAGCACUGCCUCAAGUGGGUGCGGGGCGAGACACUGGAGGCGCUGCGCGUGGCCGACCAGUGCGAGGGCGCGGGCACGCACCCGGCCAGCCCGUUCUACUACUACCGCGACUUCAGCGCCGGCAGGCACUGCUACGGCCCCAUCUGCAGCUUCCGGGGACCGGAGCCCCUCUUCUGUGCGCUCUGCGCCUACAGCCACCACUACAACUGCGCCGGCAGGGCGUGCCCGCUCGGCGGCCCGGCCGAGGUGGCGGACGGCGUCGAACUGUGGUGCCACCCGGGGCCGGGGCGCCCCGCCGGCAGCGGGGCCCGGCGGGGGGCGCGCGGCGGAGGGCGCGUCGCGCGGCGGCACGUCGCUGGAGGCGGAGCUGGAGGACGCGCUGCGCCGCCCACUGACGGUGCGCUGCCCGGCGCUGGAGGAGGUGACGGUGUCCGGUGUUGGGCUGGCGCCCACCGAGCUGCGGCUGCUGUGCGUGGUGGCGCAGCUGCGCGUGCUGCGCGUCGAGUCGGCGUGCCUGCGCGGGCUCUUCUUCCUCCGGCACUGCCGCGACACUCUGGAGGAGCUGACGGUCACGGACGCCACGUGGCUGCCGCCGGAGAGCUUCAGGGACCUGCGGCAGCUGCGCGUGCUCAAGCUGCUACGCGUCUCCAAGUUCCGCGCGCCGCGCGUGGCGAUCGCCAAGUACACGCGGCACCUCCGCGGGCUGCGCUGCGUCCUGCAGAAGCCGCUGGAGGAGGCCGCCGCGGCGACGCUGCCCACCGAAGAGGAGGAGAUCGGCCUGGAGUAGUGGCACGCGUCUGUCCGCGGCGGCCAGGGUACGUGACCUGGUUAUCGUAGACGUCUCUAUUGCACCACCUUUCGGUAACUUCGCUAGUACUCUGUCGGGUGUCGAAUGCUCGGAGUUCCUCAAUUUUGAGUUUAAUGUUGCUUACCCGGUAUCUUACUCCAGAAACUCAAAUACAUUUAUUUCUUACGGUGUGCCGUUAACGUCUUCGGUCUGUCCCGUGUGAGCGACUGUGGUUCCGCACUUCCGUUAAUCGACCUAACCGUCCGAUCCGCAGCAUUCUUCUGUGGUACCGUCUUACGAAAGCUUAUGUUGUCUCGGUCUGAAUUAUUUACUGUCCCCGUUCCACUUCAGUACAAAGCUACAGUUUGGACAAAUACCUUCCAAAAAACCUCCUUAUAACUUUAUCUCACACGUUUAGUGUCGCACUUCGUAAUAUAACUCCCUCGGUGAUGCCCAAUUUAAUUAGACUGCAUUUCAUUACCCUCAUUUUACUUUCAGUGUUUGGCAUGAUUUCCUUUCGAGACACUGUCCAUUCCCUUCCAUUGCUCUUGAAAGUCGAUUGCCGUGCGUGACGAAACUGCGACGUCAUGGACAGACUGCGAAGACAUUAUUUUUUCUCCGUGAAGUGUAAUUUGUUAGGAUUCUGUAAAAAUAGAACUCUUAUAUGAUUCCUUUGUUGUCUGGCUGUCUAUGUGACUUUUAGCAACAUUUUUUUUUUCCCCGGAAGAGUAAUUAUCGAGUUCAAAUUUAUGUCACAAUAUUAUGAGAAGAAUAGUUGCUACUCGCUAAACUGAAAAUCCGAAAUUGUUAAUUUUGUGAUUAUAUCACACACAAAAAUAUUUCUUUCAUCAUUUGUUAUCCGACUUCAAACUCGAAAUUAAAAUAUUCUGGACGUCUCUAAACCACUGGGACCAGUACCUACCCAGAUCGAUGUCGAUAA